CUCUUUUUGUAGCUGACAAUUCAGCAAAAUGUCGCUCGUAAUUCCUGAGAAGUUCCAACACAUUCUCCGUGUUAUGGGGACAAACAUCGACGGUAACCGUAAGGUUAUGUUUGCGAUGACCGCAAUUAAGGGAGUAGGAAGACGAUAUGCCAAUAUUGUUUUAAAGAAGGCUGAUAUUGAUCUUGACAAACGAGCAGGAGAAUGUUCUGAGGAAGAGGUGGAAAAAAUUGUCACCAUCAUGGCAAAUCCUCGUCAAUACAAAAUUCCUGAUUGGUUCCUCAACAGACAGAAGGACAUUGUUGAUGGAAAAUAUUCACAGCUUACUAGCUCAAACCUUGAUUCUAAAUUGCGUGAAGAUUUGGAACGAAUGAAGAAGAUCCGAGCACAUAGAGGUCUUCGUCAUUACUGGGGUCUUCGUGUACGUGGACAACAUACAAAGACGACAGGACGUCGUGGACGAACUGUUGGAGUGUCGAAGAAGAAGUAAAUUCUAAUUGUGAUCCUUUUCCAACAUUAAAUGUCCAUUAAUUUCACGAUCUACAAA
Molecule: messenger RNA, 544 nt
Organism: Cephus cinctus (wheat stem sawfly)
Lineage: Eukaryota; Metazoa; Arthropoda; Insecta; Hymenoptera; Cephidae
Gene: RpS18
Product: 40S ribosomal protein S18
Exons: 4
Coding region: 29-487 (152 amino acids)
Biological process (GO): translation
Cellular component (GO): ribosome; cytosol; small ribosomal subunit
Molecular function (GO): structural constituent of ribosome; RNA binding
Source: RefSeq, a predicted model, not a curated record